Messenger RNA from Aegilops tauschii subsp. strangulata, 561 nucleotides. RefSeq lists its product as uncharacterized. Gene Ontology annotation, molecular function: catalytic activity. Lineage: Eukaryota; Viridiplantae; Streptophyta; Magnoliopsida; Poales; Poaceae. The record is from RefSeq and is a predicted model, not a curated record.
AUGCACGCUCUUUUUUGGAACCUGCGGGGCUUUGGCCAUGAUGGCCGCCGCAGGCAGCUCAUAGAUUACAUGCGUGUGGAGGCCAUUGAUGUGGUGGCGAUCCAAGAGACAAUGUGCACUGAGUUCUCUCUAGUGGAACUUGAGCGUCUUAGUAGACACCUUUUCGCCUGGCACUGGUUGCCAUCUAGUGGGGUGACAGGUCACUCCGGUGGCAUCCUUUUAGGUGUGAAGGAUGCCACCUUUGAGGUGGGCUCCAUGGACCGUGGAACCCACUUUGUUAGCAUGGAAGUCUGGGAACGUGACGUGAACUUCAAAUGGGAGAUCAUAGUGGUCUAUGGUCCGGCCGAUCACAGUCGAUCCGCCGCCUUCUUAGCAGAGCUUCAUGCCAAGAUCUCCUCCGCGACCCUCCUGGUCGUGGUUGGAGGCGACUUCAACCUCCUUCGAUCCGCUGAGGAAAAGAAUAACUCUCGGGUGGAUUUGGCCGGGAUGCGUCGUUUCAAUGACUGGGUCGCGGAUCCGGGUCUUCGUGAGCUAGACAGGGUCGGGGCUCGUUUUACCUAG